This is a messenger RNA of Vicia villosa (hairy vetch), 6726 nucleotides long. RefSeq lists its product as uncharacterized. Lineage: Eukaryota; Viridiplantae; Streptophyta; Magnoliopsida; Fabales; Fabaceae. The record is from RefSeq and is a predicted model, not a curated record. The transcript is spliced from 4 exons. The coding region runs from base 1 to 804 and encodes 267 amino acids.
AUGGAUUUAAUUAAACCGUUAGCGCCUGCUGGUUUCAAAUUCGAAACUCACAUCAUAUCAUCAUCAUCUCCACACUCAACCUUUUUAUUCACUCACCACUCACCAAACCCUCCACCUCAACCAAACACCACACAAAUCAAAAUGCAAAUGCAAACUCCGACGACCGGAACACCAAAACUCCGGCCACGAUCCGGCCGUACACCGCUGCAACCUAAAAACACUCCCGCCGAUCUCACUCUCCAUCCUUUCACAAAACCCAAACUCAAACCCGAUCAAUCAUGUUUCGAGAUCACACUAGUCCCAAACACCGACAAAGAGAAUCUUCCGUUUGAGUUCGCCGCCUCAGCAACGUCGUCUCCAGUUACUCCACUCGAGACACUGGAGACUUCGCUUGGUGAGGAACUAAGCGCGAUGAAGAAGAAACUUGAGAGACUGAGAACAGACAAAGAGAAAACAGAGAAAAUGCUGAAAGAGAGAGAAGCGUUGCUUGACGCGAAGAUGAAGGAGAUGAAAGAGAAAAGCGAGAUUCAGAAGAAUCUCGAAAUCCAAGUCGAUCGAUUGUUCCGAUUAAAGGAACUCAAGUAUCGAUGCAUGAGAGUUUCUCCGAUUCGAACGCUUAGAGAAAAGGAACAUGAAAAAAUUAACAACCAAGCACCAUCGCCAUCAGAGGUGAGAACAGAGGAACCGGUGGCGUUUGAAUCUGUAUCGGAAUCGGAAUCUGUUAAAGAAGAAUGUGAAGUAGUUGAGAGUCCAGGUUCAGCUUGUUCACAAACUCGUACUAUACACACAAAAUCUGAUAAUUGAGAAUACCGUUUGGGGAAGUUUUUUUUGUAUACAUAAUUUUCUCAUUAUGGCUUUUUCUUUCCCCCGUUGAUUUGAAUUUCAUGAUGCAAUUUUUAAAAAUUAUUAUUAUUAUUAUUAUAAAAUUUGAAAAAUGAAAGUGGUUUGCAAGGCAUUGUGUCGAAGAUGUUUCUGUAUUUUGUUUAGUGCUUCAUGUAUGGCAUAAGACGACUAAGUUUCACAGCAGGAUAUCAAAUUGACGGUUUUAACCAUAUGCGCAACUAUUAACUUUAAAAAUGAAUUUUUUUUUUUUUUACGGGAGUUAAAUGAAGUUGUCCAUAUAAAGUUAAACAUGAUAAACACAGUUAGGUUAGGAUAGUGCUUCAUUAUUGAUAGUGCUCAUUUGCAAGGAAAUGAGUGUCACUUUUGGCUAUGCCUAACACAAUUUACACUAAAGUUGAAAAUGAAAAUUUAACUCUAUCCAUAACCCAAACUUAGAAAUAAUAAGGUUGAGAUGGUUAAGGUUUGGAAUCAACUUUAAGAUAACAUUAGAGACAUAAGGUUUGGGAUGGUUAAGUUUGGAAUCAACUUUAAGAUAACAUUCGAAACAUAAGGUUUGGGAUGGUUAAGUUUGGAAUCAACUUUAACAUAACGUUAGAGUAACUCGACUUCAUCAUUCACUAAUAAACUUUCAAGAGACCCAAAUCAUCUCCUUCAAUGAUCAAUGCUAUCAUAAAUAAAAUCACUUUUAUAAAUCUAUCUAGCACAUAAAUCAGAUAGCAUGUCUUGUGCACAAAUUUGCUUUCGUAUGAUGAAUAUUUAAUUUGUACACAUUCUGGAAUUUAUGGAGUCGGGAUGUGUCUAUCUCUAUAUGACGACAAUAUUCUAGAUUGUUUGAGAAGCAAGAUGGUGACCCCUUAAGCGUCUCUUCCCUAAAGAGUCUCAUGCUUAGGGAACUGCAGACAUCCCGAAUUUUAUGAAGUUGAGAUGAAUUUUAUCCAAGGUCACGACAUGAACGUCAAGGACAAGGGCUGUCUAAGGGCAUAUCCGAGAUCAUGUCAAGAAUGUCAGGAUGAGGAUCUAAGUCGAAGUCCUAUCAAGGCGAGGUCACGCUUCGAGUAAGAGAUCCGAAGGAAAGGAACAAGACAACCGACAGUUACGAAAAUAAGGUCAUAGGCAAUAACAACUGCCUUUUCCUUAAAUGGCAUUAAUUGCCCAUCAAUAACUAGUUUAAGAUAUGGAAACAUUCUCUUUACUGUCUUAAUGAAGAUUCAUGGGCCAUUAGGACGAUAAAUGCCCCCCAUUACUCUAGCCUCGAGAAAGAUUUUAUAAAAAGAAAGGAAUAGUCGAAUGAAGAGAUAUUUUAUUGAAAAAUACAUAGAAAGUGCGGCCUCUCUCUGCUAACACCAGGGAGGGUUAUAAACUAUUGUUCUCAAUAGGAACAGUUGGCACUUGGGUAAAAGAAUUCUAAGCCAUGCAAAAAUUGUGAAUCGAAGAGAUAUUAUUUAAAGAAAGAACAUUCGAACGAAGAGAUAUCUCAUAGAAACAUACGUAAAAAGUGUGACCUCUCUCGGCUAGCAUAGGGAUGGUUUGUCAACUAUUAUUCUAAAUAGAAACAGUUGGCGCCCACCGUGGGGCUUGGGUAAAGGAUACGUUCUGAGCUUCGCGGGCGAGGUUCUGCCCGCAAGCAAGAUGACAUAUCCCGACUUUAUAAAAUCUAGGAUGUAGAUAGUCUGUUACCCAACUCCAUAAAUUAUAGGAUGUACAAAGUCCCCACAUCGUGACCUCGUGAGGCUCUUUAGGGGUCACCAUCUCCCUUCCUUGACGGUCGAGAAUGGUGCUGUCAAAUAUGGAUUAUAGACCCAUCCUGACUCCAUAAAUUUUGAGAUGUACACAGUCCCCCAAGCUUGAGGCUCUUUAGGGGUGAGACGCUUUAGGGAUCAAGGUCUCGUAGGGAUUUGAGACCCUAUCCUGGUGAUCGGUAAAAUAGCAAGUGUACUGUUUUUACCGAUGUAGUAAUAAGGGGGUUAAUUUCCCAAGUAUCGAACUCGCGGACUGCGUAGGAAGUAUAUGUUUCACAACAGUGCAAUUGAAUAAAAAGUCAUCGGGGUGUUUGAAUUUGAUUUUGAAUUUAAAUAACAGCUUAUGUAAAACGUAAGAAUUAAAUAGUUUGACUAAUGAAAAUAUGCGAAGACGAGUUAGGAUGGAUGUAUGAAUCGCUCUGUAACAAAAUAAAUUACCAAUUAACAGAUUAACUGAAGAAAUUCUUAACUACCGAUCCUGAACAUUGAUUUUCCCUAAUUCUUUAGUGAAAAACUUCUUGAGAUUAAAACCAUCUUUUCAUUCCUUAUCAAGAUAAUUUGAUACCAAGAUUCUAUAUGACAUAGCCCGAAUUAUAUGAUCGCUACUCAUCAAACCCUUAUUCCUAAGUGAUUAUAAGCGGUAACGUUAUGAUUAAAAAGCAUUGAGUUUGUUUGUCAGACCAAACCUCAAUCGUGAAUCAACAAAAUAUUUUCCAAUAUAAUGAAGCAAUAAGAACUUUUAAUCAUAAACUGAAUUUCAUAAAGAUAAUCUGAAAACAAACGGUAAACAUAAUUCGUUACAUCACAUGAUCCAGGGACAUCACCCUAACAAGUAUAAGUUUAGCUACUCAUGGCAAUUUUCAAGAAAACAGAAAUUAAGGAUGAAGACAUUACAAUAAGACGAGUGUGAAUUGAUCUUCAAUCGCGGAUGCUCUUGAAGAUUUCUUCGCUUCAAACCCUAGUGCCUCCAAUCCUUGGUUCUUUCGUUCUCUGGCAAUCAAAAAGUGCUUUUCUCCUCUCCAAACAGUGACUAAAUAUGCUCUCAGCAAAUGUUUCCUUCUGAAAAGUCCACAAUGCCCUUCCUUAAAUGACUGGUUUAAAGAUUUGAAAUCUAAACUUUUUCUGCACGCAAGGCUGACACGGCCGUGUCACAUGACACGGUUGGCCGUGUCAGGUCUCUGACUUCUUGGCUUUCAUAAUUUCAAGCCCUUCUCUUCAGCAAGUGUGACACGACCGUGCCACACGGCACGGGUGGCCGUGUCACAGCUCUGUCUCACCAAAAUCCACUUCUUCUUGUCUCGAAUCGUGCCCUGUAUCUGCAUAACUUUAAACACUACCAAACAUUAGAUCAAAAGCAAUGGAAAAACGACAAAAACUAGAAAAGAUAACACAUAAAACUCAAAUACGAAAAUUAACAAAACUAAAAAGAACUAGACUGAAACAACUUAAAAUACCACUGAAUGAAGUGCUUUUCCAUUGACUCGAACACAAGAACAAGGUGAAAUUGGUGGUCGAUCACAACCCCAAAUUUAGCUCAUUACUUGUCCUCAAGUGAUGGACGAGAAAACAAGAGGACACCUAUGAACUUUUCUUUUGCUCCACAACACAACUGAUGCUUCCACACUUGAUAUUUACUUCCGUGUCAAAAUGUUCGAUUCCCCUUUCCGAAGUUUUCCGUUGCACUUCAAUGUUGACUCAUUCUUUUACCUGCAAGCUAAAUCACACUCCUCACAAAUUCUCUCGGGGUUAAGUGUUUCACUCAUUCAUCAAGGCAUGCAUAUCUAACACUUAAAUUUUCACUCCUCACAAAAUUUCUUUUUCCCUUUUUUUUUUCUUUUCUUGCAUUUUUUUACACUUGCCUUUUUCUUUUGCUACCGGACUCGGUUACCCCAAACUUAUCUUUUCGCAUGCUUAGCACAAAACUUUUGUAAGGACUUAUAGUUAAUACCGAAUAUGAGGGAAACAUGAGGGGUUAUGAAUUUUCUCCAAAAAAAAAAACAACAUGGAUGAUGGAUCAAGAUUGGUUAACGAAGGAUUACAGACAUAAAGGUUGGAUGAGAAAGGCUCUGGGUUGAACAAACAAAAGUGCCUCAGUGUGUGUGAUCAAUUUGUGUACUAUAUGAAGAACAAAUGCAAAAUUAGAGUGAUAAUGCCAUACCUGAUGCGCUCUCAUGAUGAUAUGAAGUAUUUGGCUUUGUAUAUCCCCACCAUGUUGAGUAUUGCUUACAGGUUCAACAACGGCCUCCAUUUUGCACAACAUAAUGUCCGGUUCGGGUUACUCUAAAUUCAGUCACUUGGCACCAUCAAGUUGCGUCUAGCAUUUUCUUUAGUUAUGUCAACUUUCACAGGUGCCCCGGGAGCCAAUUUAAGAUGCGUCUUUCCCCUUUUUCACCUUCAUUCCCAUGAUACUAUCUUCUGGAAUCACAUUCAUCCUGGUGCACUGAAAACUUAAAACACACAUGCUUAAUUGAAAAUACGGAAACUGAAAUAAAAGGAAAUAACAGAAAAUAACUUAAAAAGAAAGAACCUCCCCCACACUUGAACUAAACAUUGUCCGCAAUGUGUAAGCAAGCAUAAGGGAGACUUACAGUGCUCACUGAGGCGGAGGUGGAGGGUACGGAAAUUGCAACACCAAGCGUCGCAUCAUUUCCUGAAUGUCAUAAAUAGCAGUCCCUUGCCGGGUCUGCUCCUCUCCUUGGCGGGUUUGCUCGAUCCCUUGCCUCAAUAAUUCCUCUCCUUGGCGGGUUUGCUGCGGCAUUCGAGAUGUGCCCUCAUCAAAUGUGUUUGGACGUGGACCUGUUUGCUCGUCUUCCUCAUGUUGCUCCUGGUCAUCUUCACCACAUGCAUCCAAAAACUCAAGAUCCAUGUCACCUUCCCCAUUCGGGGUGGUGCUCGUAUAUAACCAGUUAGCUCUAUCAUAAACGGACACACGAUUAGGAUUAGGCAAUUCCAAAAUGUGAGUCCCAUGAAUCAUCAAAAAAUAAGUUUGGGGUUGCACAGAGAUCAUUCUCUGCUUGAUCAAAGCAGCCAUAUCAAUCUUUAAAAUACGAGGAGCUACUUCUUGAAGAUUCUGCAUUUUUGUACCAUACCCCAAACCAUCAGCCAACGCAGUUACAAUACCCCCAAUAGAAAUAUCCCCUGAUUUUGCCCGGCUAACCUUUUUCAAAUGAUCCGCUAUGAAAGCGGCCGCAUUAAGCGGUUUUUGCUCAGCCAUGCAGUAUAAAAAAUAUAGUUCCCGAAUGGAAACCACGCCAGGGCUGUCUCCUCUACCAAAGAGGGUAUAUGCUAAAGCCUUCUGGGCAUAGCGGAAGCAAGGGUUCUGGAUACCCGUCGCUUUUGCCCCUUUAGGACAAUAAGACUCUUUACCUGUGAUAGCCUUCCAGAAUGCUUAUGGGUUAAAUGAGUUUGGUGCCCUACCCGCACCCGAACUCGGUAUCCUCAAGGCCUCCCCAAAUUCCUCCAAACUUAAUACAUGGUCCAUAUCGAACAUACGGAAUUUUAAUGUCCCGUAGUGCUCUUGUUCCACCCUGUUUGUUCUCAGCUUCAUCUCAAACUCAUAAGUGCUUAAAAAUUCAUAAGUUAUUCGCUCAAAUGUGGGAGCCUCAAACUGAAUAAAUCUGAGCAAACCUAGUGAGUGAAACAUACGAUGUAUCUCUGUUUUAAAUCCUAAACAUUCAGUAGUAACAUCACAAACAUACCUCGUCGGGAAAAUCUUUCUUCGAAGGUGAGCAUUGUACCUCUCUCUGUGAGCAUCCACUCGAAAGGUAAUCCCAUGGUUAUUUCCUUCUCUUCUUGCUCUUUGAGUGGGUCUUGACGAUCCAGCAUUGUCCCUUCUCUGUACAGCUUUUCUUGGAGGCACAGUGGUAACCUACAAAAAUUCACAAACAAAAACCCACGGUGAAAGUAAAAAUAACUUGGAGAUUAAUGGUUUGGAUGAUGAGAGAAUGAAUUUUUGUGAAGACGGAUUGUGAUUUGAUGAAGAUUAGAUGGUGAACUUGGAGGUUUUAUGUGAGAGGUUUUAAGGAGGUUAGGGUUGUAGAUGGAGAAGAUGAAGAAAAAGUGGAGGAAAAAGAUGAAUAAUGGUGGAGAGAGGUUACAAAAUCUGAGUUUUAAUGGGGUGGUUUAAGAGAGAGAGGAUUUAAAA